Molecule: messenger RNA, 258 nt
Organism: Octodon degus (degu)
Lineage: Eukaryota; Metazoa; Chordata; Mammalia; Rodentia; Octodontidae
Gene: Fdcsp
Product: follicular dendritic cell secreted protein
Exons: 1
Source: RefSeq, a predicted model, not a curated record
AUGGAAACUCUCCUUCUGGUCACGGCCAUCUUGACAGGAGCUGUUGGUCUCCCAGUCUCUCAAGACCAAGAUUGAGAAAAACGAAGUAUCAGCGACAGCGAUGAAUUUGCUCCACAGUUUUAUCUGCCCCCUUACCAAUAUCCAUUUGGCCAAUAUCCACCAAUCCUAAGCCAAGCAUAUCCAGGCUACAGAUUUUACUUAGUUCCUUUCCCAUCUCCUCAGUUUAGAGUUGUAGCUUCCCCUCCCAUUGGAAAGUAA